CAGGACCCGUUUUGAUUUCGGAUUAAGAGCAAAGUUCGCUUCUCUUAUUUUUGUAGUCAUCAAUCACAUCGCAAUUUACCUCUGUUUUUCUUUCAUAUACCCAUCCAAACCCUUAAUUCAGGAUGAAUUUCAUGGCUUUAAAACAACCUGAAAAUAGCUUACUCGGUUCUGAAUCUGACUCCCAGAGGACUCUGUACCCAUAUGUGACUGGAACAUCAGUUGUGGCUUUAAAGUACAAAGAUGGGAUUUUAAUGGCUGCUGAUAUGGGAGGUUCAUACGGGUCCACCCUGCGGUACAAGAGUGUGGAGCGAAUGAAGCCUAUUGGCAAGCACUCUCUACUAGGUGCAAGUGGGGAAAUCAGUGAUUUCCAAGAGAUUUUGCAUUAUCUCGAUGAGCUUAUCUUGUAUGACAAUAUGUGGGACGAUGGCAACUCGUUGGGGCCUAAAGAGGUGCACAAUUACUUGACUCGAGUUAUGUAUAACAGGCGUAACAAGUUCAAUCCACUAUGGAACUCCCUUGUACUUGGUGGAGUUAAAAACGGAAACAAGUAUCUUGGAACGGUCAGUAUGAUUGGUGUAAACUUUGAGGACAAUCAUGUUGCUACCGGAUUUGGUAAUCACCUUGCACGGCCAAUUCUCCGUCAAGAGUGGCACGAGAACUUGAGCUUUGAAGAUGGUGUUAAAUUACUGGAGAAAUGCGUGCAUGUUCUCCUUUAUCGUGAUAGAUCAGCCGUUAACAAACUUCAGGUUCAUAUUUUCCUUUACACAUGCCGACUCCAUCUUUUGGAUAAAAGCUCCUAACCCAUGCUACUAUGUUGUUUCGAGUUUUUAAUUCUCUGAUUACGCAUCUCCGACACAUUUAUAAAUGAUAUGGAGAUCCUAAUAUUGAAGAACAAUUGGUAAAAGUACUAUAGGGGCACUUGUACUAAGAGUCGAUUUGUAUUUUUCCUCUUUUACUCAAAAAAUGGGCAAAUUAGUCUUUAUACAUUAGAUCAAAUAACAAAUUUAAAUUUUCAUCCAUUGGCUAACCGAAUAAGUAGAUAGUGACACAUAGCGUGCUAGUAUUCCUUAGGCUGACGUACAAAGGCUAGUUUUUAACAUUAAAAUUGAAUGGAAUUGUUGAUAAA
This is a messenger RNA of Gossypium arboreum, 1126 nucleotides long. Its product is annotated as proteasome subunit beta type-4-like. Gene Ontology annotation, cellular component: nucleus; proteasome core complex, beta-subunit complex; proteasome core complex. The transcript has 6 exons. Lineage: Eukaryota; Viridiplantae; Streptophyta; Magnoliopsida; Malvales; Malvaceae. The record is from RefSeq and is a predicted model, not a curated record. The coding region runs from base 123 to 800 and encodes 225 amino acids.